Messenger RNA from Scylla paramamosain (green mud crab), 1773 nucleotides. RefSeq lists its product as uncharacterized. The coding region runs from base 163 to 1611 and encodes 482 amino acids. The transcript is spliced from 7 exons. NCBI's taxonomy places the organism in Eukaryota, Metazoa, Arthropoda, Malacostraca, Decapoda, Portunidae. The record is from RefSeq and is a predicted model, not a curated record.
GACCCGAGCCAGGGGCAGGUAGGGGUCAGGGCCAACGUGACGGUGCAGAUCAGGUCCCUAGGGCGGCAACAGGUCAGCCGUGCCAUCCCACUCACCCUGGCGGCGGCCCCUGGGGAGGUGGUCAGGGAGAGGCGGCAGGAAGGCCAGAGUCCGUUUUCUAUCAUGAGCCGCUUGGAGGACGUGGUGCGGGAGUGGGCGGCUGGAGAGGACACGAGGACACCGAAGGACACACAGGCGAAGCGGGCCCUUUGGAAGAACAGGAAUAGGGCUCAAGAUCGUGUAAGGGUUGGCGAGACGGCUGGCGGGGAGGAGGGGCAGGGGAGAGUGGAGGUCGUGGCGGUGGAGGAGGUGGAGGGGAAGGAAGGGAAGGUUCUGGCGCGUCUGUGGAUCACCUCGCCUGGCAGGAAGAGUGAUUUCAGUUUGUUACUGCAGCGGCGGAAGGCUGAGCUAAGCGAGGCAGUAGGGGUAAGAAUCAUCAGCGUGGGCGUGGGCGUCUGCACUGAGGCCACGGAGACACCCACAGCGGCAGAGAACCCCCAGACGAGAGAGAGGGAGAGGGAGGCUAAGAAACUUCCCUCUCACCACGCUGGCCUCGUUACUUACAGUGUAGUAGAAGCCGGAGAGAGAGCUGUGGUGGGCCCUCGCGUGGCUCUCCUCAACAUCUGUGGCUGCGAUGUGGUGGAGGACAAGCAGGACAACACCAGCCAACACCGCCAGUACUCAGACAGCUACCACAACUACCACAAUCCCUACCAACAUUCAGGAGAACCGGACCCGCAGCAUUCCUUCUCGGCGCCGCCCGGAGUGAGGCACCCUGGCCCUGGUCUCCGCCACUACCACAAUCACCACCACUCCUUCCAUGCCGCUCACCACACCUGCGCCCAAGACACCUGCCUCAAUGGGGGACGAUGCCUGCCCACCCAAACCGGCUUCAGGUGCAUCUGUCCCCACGGCACUCAGGGGGCGCGUUGCAAGGUCCUGAGCCGCCAGUUCAAACCUCCUGAGGGCAAUCCUGAAGGAGACGAAGGAGGAGGGAAGACUGAUAAAGGAGGAGGUGAAGGAGGUGGCGUAGGAGGCGCUGUGUGGCUUCCCCCAGUACCUUCCUGCAGCAGAGUCCACUUCAGUCUCGAGAUUCUGGCGAGGACUCAAGAUGCCACCGUCCUGUAUUCCGGCCCCGAAGAGGACGAGGAGGACGAGGUGGUGAAGGACGAACUGGAGUCUCUGGAGGGGCUGGAAAGAGAUUUGCUGCUGCUGGAACUUCGAGGAGGCCGCCCAGUGCUGGAGGUGAACCUUGGGGGUGGCGCCGUGAGACUCGUGCCGCCCCUGUCUGUGGCUGACGGCAAGUGGCACCGCCUGGACAUCACCUGGAUGGACGAGGUUGUGGAGGUCAUGGUGGAUCUGUGUGUGGGCGGCUUGCUGGACCUCCCCACGCCCUCCUGCCCACACCCCCACCCACGCCUCACGCCCAUGAGUGAGUGCAGGCGGCGGGCGAGGCUUCCUGUGGGUGGCGGGCGGCUGAACACAGGCCACCCACUGCUGCUAGGGGGAGGGCCGCCCACAGACACGCCCACGGUCACUUCAAGCACAACCAUUCAUUUAGAGGCUGCGUGAGAAACCUACGAAUAAACGGUGAGCUGAUGGACCUCGCUGGGGGCGCCGUGCCCUCCACCACCGGCUGUCCCGACCCCUCCUGCGCCACUGCCGGUGUCCCCUGCGGCCCCCACGGCAGGUGCAGGGGAGCGGGGACCUGUCUGCAGUGUGAGUGCCAGGCGG